AUGAUGAGACGUGACGGCUUCUCCCCGUGACUUCCGGCCACCACUCGCACACUCACUCACUCAUUCAUUCACAUAUACCAAAACUAUACAUACACCUUGCUAUAUCUAUACAUAUAAAUAUAUAUAUAUAUUACUGUAUGAUUUUCGUUCCAUAAAUUUAGCAGUUAAUCAAGGAAGCUCAUCUUAACAGAUCCAUCCAUCUUAGUCCGAUUAUGAAGAAUGCCACAUCACCAGUUCUGAAUCCUUCUUCUUCUUCAACUGAACAUAAGAGAGAUGCUUAUGGUUUUGCAGUGAGACCUCAGCAUGUACAGAGAUUCCGUGAAUAUUCAAGCAUCUACAAGGAGGAAGAGGAGGAACGAUCUGAUAGGUGGAAGGACUUUCUGAAACGGCAAUUGGAGGCGGCUCAGUUGCCUGAAGUUGGCUGGACUGCAGAAGCAAAUGAUACAAGUGGUAAAAAACUUGGUCAUGAUGAUAGUCAAAAGGAAGAAGCAGUUCCAACUAAUCAAACACAGAUAUGGUCUCACAUUAGACCUUCCCUUCGAGCCAUUGAGGAUUUGAUGAAUGCCCGUGUUAGGAAGAAGAUUAAUGUUUCCAAUACUGAGAAAGAUGAAGAAGCUGAAGAACCCGCUUUGUUUGAAGAUGCUAAACCUGCAAAAGCAGGUAUUGAGGAGGAUUCUGAAGAAGAAUUCUAUGAUUUAGAGAGGUCAGAGUCAGACCCAACUCAAAACGUCCCUUCAAGUAAUGGUGAUUUAAGUGCCCCAGCUGCCAUUAUUGAAUCAUCAAUUCCAUGGAAAGAAGAAUUGGAAUGUCUUGUCCAGGGAGGAGUGCCAAUGGCUCUUAGAGGAGAGCUCUGGCAAGCUUUUGUGGGAGUGAAGGGACGUCGCAUUGAAAAUUAUUAUCAAAGUCUUUUGGAUCCCGAUACAAAGAAUGAUAAUAGUAAGACGUCAACUAUCGAUUCUGUAUGCUUACCUGAAAAAUGGAAAGGGCAGAUAGAGAAGGACCUACCUCGAACAUUUCCAGGUCACCCUGCUUUGGAUGAUGAUGGUAGAAAUGCUUUGAGACGUUUACUCACUGCAUAUGCUAGACAUAACCCAUCUGUUGGCUACUGUCAGGCCAUGAAUUUCUUUGCUGGAUUGUUAUUGCUGCUGAUGCCAGAAGAAAACGCUUUCUGGGCUCUGAUGGGAAUCCUUGAUGACUAUUUUGAUGGCUAUUAUUCAGAGGAAAUGUUAGAAUCUCAGGUUGAUCAACUUGUGUUUGAGGAGUUGGUGCGUGAGAGGUUUCCGAAACUGGUUAAUCAUCUGGAUUACCUUGGAGUGCAAGUAGCGUGGGUAUCCGGGCCAUGGUUCCUUUCAAUAUUUAUGAAUAUGCUUCCCUGGGAAAGUGUUCUUAGAGUUUGGGAUGUGCUUCUGUUUCAAGGAAAUCGUGUUAUGUUGUUUCGAACUGCCCUUGCUUUGAUGGAGUUGUAUGGACCUGCAUUAGUCACAACGAAAGAUGCCGGAGAUGCCAUUACAUUGCUGCAAUCACUGGCUGGAUCGACAUUUGAUAGUAGUCAACUUGUCUUAACGGCUUGUAUGGGUUAUCAAAAUGUGAAUGAGCCAAGAUUGCAAGUUCUGCGAAAUAAACAUAGACCGGCUGUUGAAACUGCACUCGAGGAAAGAUCAAAGGGACUUCAAAUGUUGAAAGAAAAGAAAAUCGUUCAGAUAGGAAACAUGACAAAUGGUGUAUUGUCAAGAAUAGAUUCCGAGUCUUCUAAUGAAAAUGAACUUUAUAUGGGUAUAUCAGGAGACGUGGAGAUCGAUUCUGUUCCAGAUCUUCAAGAACAGAUCUCGUGGCUAAAGAACGAGUUGUGCAUGAUACUAGAUGAAAAACAAUCUUCAACACUCAGAGCUGAGGAGUUGGAAACUGCCCUAAUGGAGAUGGUAAAGCAGGAUAACAGACAACAAUUAAUUGCAAAGGUUGAACAAUUAGAGCGAGAAAUAGCUGAGCUACACCAAGCUCUUACUUGCAAACAGGAACAGGAAAACGCCAUGCUUCAGGUUUUGAUGAGAGUAGAGCAAGAACAAAGGGUAACUGAAGAUGCGCGCAUAUAUGCUGAGCAAGAUGCUGCCGCCCAGAGAUAUGCUGCUCAUGUGCUUCAGGAAAAAUAUGAAGCAGCAACUACUUCCCUUGCUGAAAUGGAGGAGAGACUUGUUAUGGCAGAAUCAAUGUUGGAGGCUACCUUGCAAUACCAAACCGUACAGCCUAAAGCACAGCCUUCACCUAGAUCGACAAAUCAUGAACCUUCAGCGACAAGGACCAGUCAAGAGUUCUCCCAAGACAUACCUGUUAGAAAGAUCAGUCUAUUAUCAAGACCAUUUGGACUCGGGUGGCUCGACAAGAACAAGGAGAAGCCUGUUGAAGAAGCACACCUUGUCAAGUCUAAUGAUGAGUUAAAGAUUCUGAAUACGCUGAAAGACACCAAUGGUCAUCAAAUGGAGGAAGUAUCCCUGGGCUGAUUGUAAAGAUGUGUAGUAUACCAAUAGGUUCCUUUUAUUACUGCUAGAAUGGUCAAAUGCAGCACGGCUAUAUUGACUUGUAUAUCAUACAAUGACAGUCAUAUAUUGCUAUGGGCUUGGCCAUGACAACCCAAAUCUAAAUUGAUUUGGUUCACAAGAAUGUAUGAGUUGCGGCAUUCUUGUUCGUGUACAUGGUCACAUUCUAGAUAAAAGUUAAGGAACCCAGAGUCGUGUUAUUGUAACUGUACAAUGUUAUUUAAUAUUUAUUGAUUAAUCACAUAUUUCUUUUUUAUUA
Molecule: messenger RNA, 2790 nt
Organism: Erigeron canadensis
Lineage: Eukaryota; Viridiplantae; Streptophyta; Magnoliopsida; Asterales; Asteraceae
Product: rab GTPase-activating protein 1-like
Exons: 18
Coding region: 213-2495 (760 amino acids)
Source: RefSeq, a predicted model, not a curated record